Molecule: messenger RNA, 5372 nt
Organism: Symphalangus syndactylus (siamang)
Lineage: Eukaryota; Metazoa; Chordata; Mammalia; Primates; Hylobatidae
Gene: ZNF689
Product: zinc finger protein 689
Biological process (GO): regulation of transcription by RNA polymerase II
Cellular component (GO): nucleus
Molecular function (GO): DNA-binding transcription factor activity, RNA polymerase II-specific
Source: RefSeq, a predicted model, not a curated record
AUUUUGAAAGUUUUAUGGAGCUAGAAUGCACAUAUCACAAAUACACUUAUUUGAAGCGUACAAUUCAAUUUUUGUGCUAGGAUCAAAAUUUUAGUGCACUUUCAUGACCACAAAAAGAAACUGCAUAUUCAUUAGCAUUCACUCCCCAUUCCUCCUAGUCCUUCUUUUCCCUGGGCCAUAGCGUCUGGCCAAUUAAAAGGAUUUUUGUGCUAGCAUCGCCACAAUCAGUACUAGUACAUUUUCAUCACCCCAGAAAGAAACUCUGUAUUUAUUAGCAUUCAUUCCCUUUUCCCCGAGUCCUUCUAUAGAUUUGUGUAUUCUGUAUAUUUCAUAUUUUAUAAAAACACCUUCGCACAUUUUUACUUGACUUCCAGGAGGAUUUUUCUUUUCUCCUUUUUUUUUCCCCUUUUUUUUGUGACAGAAUUUUGCUCUUGAUGCCCAGGCUGGAGUGCAAUGGCGCGAUCUCGGCUCACCACAACCUCUGCCUCCCGGGUUCAAGCGAUUCUCCUGCCUCAGCCUCCAGAGUAGCUGGGAUUACAGGCAUACGCCACUACACCCGGCUAAUUUUCUGUUUUAGUAGAGACGGGUUUUCUCCAUGUUGGUCAGGUUGGUCUCGAACUCCCGACAUCAGGUGAUCCGCUCAAAGUGCUAGGAUUACAGGCGUGAGUCACCGUGCCCGGCCCAGCAGGAUUUUUCUUUGUAAGAAUCUUUUACAAUGAUCUGUGGGGGUCCAUCCCUCCUAUUUUACAGGAGAAAAUAGACGGUUAUCUAGGCUUUGUGAGUGCCAAGUUCGCACGCGGCUUUCGGACUCCGUGGCUACACUGUCGGGCCGGGAUUUCGCGAUUUCGAGGGGGGAUGCUCGGCUUCCUCCCACUAACGUAGGGCCUCGGCCAGGGCCGAGUUCCGCGGGGGAGAGCCCCAGGGUUCUGCCACCGCACCGUUGACCUAGAAUGCACGUGGGGACAGCCAAAGGUCCAGUCUCCAGUCUCGGAACCUGCGGGCCCCCGAACACGUCUGCCUGCUUGGUCUUCUUUGAACCCGAGUCCCACCGCCCACCAGGAUCCUAACGGCGCCGGCCUCGGGAACUCCCACGCACGCGCCGUUCAAACGUCCCUGCCCUCCGCGGCCCAAUCACCGCGCACCUUGUUUGGACGUUGGACCGGAAGCGUCCUAUCAGCUAGCGCGAUCCUAGAGACUGACCAGGAACCGCGACGCCCGUUCGAGUGGGCAGUGCCAGUGCGCUGAAGGGCAAGCUUCAGGGGAAGCCUGUGCCUUAUUUAGUAAGUCCCAAACCAACAGCCACAAAUGGUGCCCAAUCAGGGACGUGAAGGAAGAAGAUCUGCUAGAGCAGAGAAACUGAAACUGACCAGACGAACGAGAAACCCCGGGACAAAUCUGCUGGCAGAGGAUAUAAGGGCAAACAAAGAAGAUAACCGUUCUCCAAAGUCAAGGAUGCUCUAAGAACACCAGUAACUCAGGAUAAUCUCAGCUCUAACUCGGCCAGAGUGGCUCCAUCGCUCAAAUCGUUCCCUCCUUCAGUGAUUGGCUGAGCCUGCCAGAGUCGAACAGCGGAAAGCAGCCCCAGGGCCUCUUGCUGCCCCCAUGUCGGUGCAAGUCGCUUCACAACUCCUUGUAAUCGCCUGAUCCAAGUGGUCCAGCUUCCUGCCCUUAUGCAGCUCUUGGCUUCGUUCAAACGGACCGCCUUUGCCAGCACCGAAUCAGAACGCCCGAUCUUCGGCUCUCGUCCAAUGAACGCGCGUAUUGGGGAGGGGAAAAAAGAGGGCGUGAAGCCCAAUCGCAGCGCCAUUACACUUAAGGGCAAAGAGGUUAGGAAGCCGGCAUGGCGCUCCGGUCAAUAAAAUCGAUAGCUGGAAGCUGCCUGUGUUCCAGGCAAAGGCGGUGCGGUAGCAGCGCCGCCAUUUUCCCCGAAGGCAUCUUCCGGUGCCUUUCACCCAAGUUCGGGCAGGAGUUUCCUGAAUAACAGCAAAAGGUUUCUGUUAGCCCCGCAGGCGGCCGAUUCCGAUUCCCUCCGGGCCUCCCCGGCCACGCUCAGCCCUGGUCCGGCGGGGGCUCCUCGAUCCCCGGGGCCGCCAGCGCCCGAGGGCCGAGGCCUGGACGGGGAAGGCCGUGGCGCUGGCUCCUCGGGUCCCAUGGCGCCACCUUCGGCUUCGCUUCCCGCACAGGGACCAGGAGAGGCCAGACCCAGUCGGAAAAGGGGCAGGAGGCCGAGGGCUCUGAAGUUCGUGGACGUGGCCGUGUACUUCUCCCCGGAGGAGUGGGGCUGCCUGCGGCCCGCGCAGAGGGCCCUGUACCGGGACGUGAUGCGGGAGACCUACGGCCACCUGGGCGCGCUCGGGUGCGCAGGUCCCAAACCAGCCCUCAUCUCCUGGUUGGAACGAAACACCGAUGACUGGGAACCGGCUGCACUAGAUCCGCAGGAGUACCCGAGAGGGCUAACAGUCCAGAGAAAAAGUGGAACCAGAAAGAAGAAUGGGGAGAAGGAAGUAUUCCCGCCUAAGGAGGCACCCCGAAAGGGGAAGCGAGGCCGGAGGCCCAGCAAACCCCGACUGAUUCCCAGGCAGACGUCCGGGGGCCCCAUCUGCCCUGACUGCGGCUGUACCUUCCCCGAUCAUCAGGCCCUGGAGAGCCACAAGUGUGCCCAGAAUCUAAAAAAGCCUUACCCUUGCCCAGACUGUGGGCGCCGCUUUUCCUAUCCAUCCCUGCUGGUCAGUCACCGGCGGGCACACUCCGGCGAGUGCCCCUAUGUUUGUGACCAGUGUGGCAAACGUUUCUCCCAGCGCAAGAACCUCUCCCAGCACCAGGUCAUCCAUACAGGCGAGAAGCCCUACCACUGCCCUGACUGUGGUCGCUGCUUCCGGAGGAGCCGGUCCUUGGCAAAUCACCGGACCACACACACAGGCGAAAAACCCCACCAGUGCCCUAGCUGCGGACGUCGCUUCGCCUACCCCUCCCUGCUAGCCAUCCACCAGCGUACACACACGGGAGAGAAGCCCUACACCUGCCUCGAAUGCAACCGCCGCUUCCGCCAGCGCACGGCCCUCGUCAUCCACCAGCGCAUCCACACAGGCGAGAAGCCCUACCCGUGCCCGGACUGCGAGCGGCGCUUCUCCUCCUCCUCUCGCCUGGUCAGUCACCGGCGUGUGCACUCCGGGGAGCGUCCCUAUGCCUGCGAGCACUGUGAGGCCCGCUUCUCCCAGCGCAGCACGCUGCUCCAGCACCAGCUCUUGCACACCGGAGAGAAGCCCUACCCCUGCCCAGACUGUGGGCGUGCCUUCCGGCGGAGCGGCUCCCUGGCCAUCCAUCGCAGCACGCACACCGAGGAGAAGCUGCACGCCUGCGACGACUGUGGUCGCCGCUUUGCCUACCCCUCACUGCUGGCCAGCCACCGGCGCGUGCACUCGGGCGAGCGGCCCUAUGCCUGCGACCUUUGCUCCAAGCGUUUUGCUCAGUGGAGCCACCUGGCCCAGCACCAGCUGCUGCACACGGGGGAGAAGCCUUUCCCCUGCCUGGAGUGUGGCCGGUGCUUCCGCCAGAGGUGGUCUCUGGCUGUCCACAAGUGUAGCCCCAAGGCCCCAAACUGUAGCCCUAGAUCUGCUAUCGGGGGCUCCAGUCAGAGGGGCAAUACCCAUUAGAAGGGUAAGGACUGCCUACUUUCGUUUCAUUUUAUGGAGAGUCCCAGAAAAGGGAAGGAGGAGCCCCAGGUCAUACAGGGCAGAGUCAGAACUAAACCCAGGUCUCCUGCUGCACAGAGCUGAACUUUAGUAUCUUGCACUGCACUGGCUGCCUCCCUUUGCGUGUUUGGAACAGUCCCAUUAGGAGAGGUGACAUCAUUUGGUUAAAGUUUUCCAAGCUACCCUAUCCUAAAAUAGUUUGUGUGGAUAUCAGGGCUAAAAGUUCUCCCCAUCUAUUUUAGGGGCUGUCUGCUUUUCUAGUCUGUGCACACAGGGAUUACCUGUCAUCUUGCAUGCAAUCAGGAGAAUCUCAUAGGGGCAGGACCUUCCCCUACUCUGCCUCUUCCUCCAUACUAGGUUGGAAAAAUCUGGUUUAGCCCACUUUUUGCAACACUCCUGCCAAGUGGUCUUCUACCCAUUGCUUGAAAAUCUCCCUUGACAGGGAGCUCACUACCUCACAAGGCAGGUCAUUUCAUUGUGGGAUCUAUAGAAGGUUAAGUACCACAUUCUCCUUUGUAAACCUUGCCUACGACAUGUUAAUACUUCAUCUACAUGGCAGCCCUUCAGAUAAUCACAACCACUUUGCCCCCAAGUUUUCAGGUUAAGUAGCAUGAAUUUGGUCAUUCGUUAAAGACAGGGUUUCAAUUUCCACACAUGAUCUCUGCAAACAGGCACUAGGUUUUCAGUGUCCUUUUUGAAGGGUUAUAUAAAAAUAAGGUAGCACCCACAGUGCCACUACACCUUCUGGGGCUGUACUUGUUUCAGCAGCUUUGGUUGCACUGAAUUUGGGGGAGCUGCACGGUACCAGGAGUUUAUUGGGUUGCAGAUAUAUAAAUGCCCUAGACUUAAAAAAAAAAAGCUAUAAAGCUAAGUCUUCAUCUUGUGUUUGGAAAAUUGGUUCAAGCUGGGUAUGAGACAUAAGCGUAGUCAGCUCUGGGAGAAGGUUGCUCUUAAGGAGAAGCAGGGACCUGUGGUUUAGCAGCAGGAAGUGCAAAUGGGACUGGCUUGUGCUCCACCUGGCAGACCUGGAUUGGCUCCAGGCAGCCAGUGCCUGGAAAAGCCUGGAGAAUUGGGCCGUAGUCGACCCUGAUUCUCAUCAGGCACAGAUGAAUCACAUAGACAUGAUACACAGAUGAAUCACAGGCACCUAAGAAUCGGCACAGAACUUCCAUGAGGCCUCAGUCAGCAUUUUUUCACAAAAUGAGCUGAGGCCAUUCAAAGAGGCUAGAAAGAGGGAAUUGAAUCCAGAGAGGAAGAGUCUAUAGUCAUCAAGUUGUAUCCAUGCCAGCCUCCCUCCAGAGAGGUGGCAGCAGCGUGGCUCAAUCUGAUCCACCUUCAUGGCACCCGCCGGCUAGGUGCUUGAUAAAGCUUUACUGAGUUAAAUGUGAACAAGGCCUACCACUUUGCCUUGGGCAGCUGCACCAAAUUAGAAUUUCCAGAUGUGAUUCAUCUCAUAUUCCAACAGCUGGAGUGGGUCAUCCUUUACCCCUGUGGCUCCUUCCUACAGCUCUCCUGAUCUCAGCACAAGCAGGGGAGCAGCUGGGGAACACAGCUUUAUGUAAUUACCUCUGUUCAAUAUUUAGCAAGUUGCAUUGUAACAUUGUGUUUCUCCUUGGAUGGUGAGCUACCCCCAAGAAGGGGUCAUAUCAGAUUGGGUCUCAUUAAAAUGUCUGAUGAUAA